Messenger RNA from Geodia barretti, 2118 nucleotides. The record is from the annotation of a GenBank genome assembly. NCBI's taxonomy places the organism in Eukaryota, Metazoa, Porifera, Demospongiae, Tetractinellida, Geodiidae.
CGAAAGCUACAUCAACCUGCGGCCCGACCGGGUGGCGCACCAGGACGUUACCGGUCAGAUGGCUAUUCUCCAGUUCAUGCAGUCAGGACGCACCCGGGUGGCGGUGCCCACAACGGUGCACUGCGACCACCUGAUUCAGGCCCGGGUGGGCGCUUCAUCCGACCUGCAGGAUGCCCUGAACGAAAGCAACGAGGUGUACCAGUUCCUGGAAUCUUCCUGCCGCCGCUACGGCAUGGGAUUCUGGCGUCCUGGCUCAGGCAUCGUCCACCAGGUGGUGCUGGAAAAGUAUGCUUUCCCCGGCUGCCUUAUCAUCGGCACCGACUCCCAUACAGUCAAUGGCGGCGGUUUGGGUUCGCUGGCUAUCGGAGUGGGUGGCGCAGACGCCGCCGACGUAAUGGCCGGGCUGCCCUGGGAGGUACGGUAUCCGCAGAUUAUUGGCGUGAAGCUGACCGGCUCCAUGAGCGGCUGGACGGCCCCCAAGGACGUCAUCAUCAAGCUGGCUUACGAGUUGACGGUGUCUGGCGGCACCAACGCCAUCAUCGAGUACUUUGGGCCAGGCGUGCAUUCCAUAUCGGCCACCGGCAAGGGAACCAUCUGCAACAUGGGUGCGGAGUUGGCGCCACCGGCGACAUCUUCCCGUACGACGAACGCAUGGCCACCUAUCUGAAGGCUACCGGACGUGCUGAACUGGCGACCAUCGCCGAGGAGCACAAGCACCUGCUCACCUCCGACCCCGAAGUGGAGGCCAACCCGGAGUUGUUCUACGACCGGGUGGUUGAGAUUGACCUGUCGACCCUGGAGCCGCACGUUACGGGUCCGCAUUCCCCGGACCGGGCGCGACCCAUUUCGGAACUGGCGGCCGAGGUUGAACGGGAAGGGUUCCCGGACACCGUGGCGGUGGCAUUGGUGGGCAGCUGCACCAACUCGUCUUACGAGGACAUGGAAAGGUGCGCCGACGUGGCCCGGCAGGCCGCGGCCCACGGAGUAUCCGCCGCGUCGGGAUUGCUGGUUACACCGGGAUCGGAACAGGUUCGGGCAACCAUUGAACGGGACGGUCAGCAGGCCGCCCUGGAAGCGGUGGGAGCCACGGUGCUGGCCAACGCCUGCGGCCCGUGCAUCGGCCAAUGGAACCGACCCGAGGCGCGAGGCACGAACAACAGCAUCGUUACGUCAUACAACCGCAACUUCCCGAGUCGCAAUGACGGCAACGCCGGCACUAUGAACUUCAUCGCCAGUCCUGAGCUGGCAGUCGCCAUGGGAUUGGGAGGCCGUCUGUCGUUCAACCCCCUGACCGACCCUCUGGUUGACGCGGAUGGCAACGAGUUCAUGCUGCAGCCGCCUUCCGCAGCUCCGGAAGUACCGCCCACCGGGUUUGAUCCGGGCGCCGAUUUGUACCUGGAACCGCCGGAAGACGGUAGCGAAGUGGAUGUGCGCGUCGAUCCCACCAGCAACCGCCUGCAGGUGCUGGAUCCGUGGGAAGCGUGGGAUGGCAAGGACUUUGAAGACGUUCCCAUUCUGGUAAAGACCCAGGGAAAGACAACCACUGACCACAUUUCCCCGGCCGGGCCGUGGCUUCGGUUCAGGGGACACCUGAACAACCUGAGCGACAACAUGUUCCUGGGGGCUUCCAACGCCUUCACCGACGAUAACGGCACCGGCAAAAAUCAGCUUUCCGGCGAGGAAAUCGCUCCGAUACCGGAGAUCGCCCGCGCCUACAAGGCCCAGGGCAUCCGGUGGGUUGCCAUUGGUGACGAGAACUACGGCGAGGGUUCCAGCCGUGAGCACGCCGCCAUGUCGCCUCGUAUGCUGGGAGCGGCGGCCAUCAUCACCAGGAGCUUCGCCCGCAUUCACGAGUCCAACCUGAAGAAGCAGGGGCUGCUUCCCCUUACCUUCGAGGACUCGGCGGACUGGGAACGCAUAAGGGAUGACGACCGGAUGAGCCUGGUUGGAUUGGACCAACUGGCGCCCGGACGCCCGGUACAGGCGGUUUUGAAGCACGCGGACGGCAGCGAAGAAACCAUCAACCUGCGCCACACGCUGAACAACCCGCAGAUCGAGUGGUUCAAGGCGGGCAGCGCCAUGAACUACAUGAAACAGAUGGAGGAAGCCGGCGGAUAG